AUGACUGGCGAAGGAGGAAGUCCCAUCAAUUCGGCGGAGACCGAAGCCGAUCAUGGAAGCGCAAGUGCGCGGGGCAAACGGUCAAGCAAUGCGUUUCUAAAUGAACUCAAACGCAAGUCCGGGUAUGGUGCCGAUGAUAAUCUUCAGCCUUCGCCAACAUCCAAGCGAUCUCGGGUAAAUCGAUCAACUUCUCCCGUGGACGAAGACGGACGUCGUGAUGCACAACAAAGCCCUACUCCAGCGGGAGAUCUUGGGGCACAUGAUCGAGCAUCGACGCAUGAUGUGUUCGUGGUGGAUGAUGGCACGACUGUUGUAGGCGGUGGCGACCUCGAUGAGCGGCGUCAUGGAAGCUUUCCUGUUAUGCGAAAUCCCCUUGCAAGUGGUCCAUCCAGGUUCUUAACAGAUUCAAACGGGAGAAGGCGAUGGCUGGGCCCUUCAUCAACUUGGGCGUACAGCCGACAGGUUCUGAGCAUGAUCCAGGGGUAUCUUGGCCAACAUGAGUCACCAGAGCUUCCAUUGAAUGUUGACGCGCAGGCGUUCAAGAUAGACUGGCCAUCCUCCCGAGAAGUUCUUCCGCGUCCUACAGUCGACAUUCCGUCUCUCGAUUACGCCCUCUAUCUCACCAAUACUGUCAAGUUUCACCUUGGCCAGACGUACCAUCUAUUUGACGAAGACUCUUUCAUGCAUGGGUUAUAUGACUUUUAUCGGAAAGGUCCCAAUACAGAGCCCAAGGCAGAUGAUCGACUAUGGUACAUCCAGUUUCUUCUCAUCAUGGCUUUCGGCAAAGCUUUACUCGUGCCAGGGACGCCAGACCAAAAUCCACCUGGCAGCAGUCUUGUCACUAGGGCUCUUGAACUUCUGCCCGACGCCCACGGUCUCUAUCAAGACCCGAUAUUUGCUUACACUUAUAUUGGCCAGGCUUUUCGUAUCGCCAUGACACAGGGACUGCAUCGUGAGCCUCUUCAAGGGCUUUUAACUGACACAGAAGCCAACAGGUUGCGGUGCAUCUGGUGGACCAUUUAUAUUUUGGAUCGAAAGCUGUCAUCAUUGAUGGGCGCCCCGAACUCGAUCCAAGACGGUGAUAUAACUGUCCAUUUACCUCGGUCAGACCCGACUGUACAGAAGUACAAGGCUCUGAGUCUCCAUGUCGUUCUUUCGAAACUUCACGCCAAGGUUCUAAACACCGUCUACGGGGUCGACGGCAAGCUCGACCCUUCAUUUCUGAAAAAUGUCCAAGAAGUUCUCAGAGACAUGGCGAGACUCGCUCCACAACUCACAGCAGGAUUUGAGUUUAAGUUAAACAACUCGGAGCCUGCCUCGCGAGUCUCCGCGACUCUCAACCUGUGUUAUCAUCAGUGUGUGGUCCUCGCAACACGGCCUCUUUUAAUGUGUUUACUACAAGACGUCUUAGCAAGACGAGAUCACUCCCAACGAAAUCUGGCAAGUCCGAUCAAAGCGCUCCUCAAGACAUCUUCCGAUUCAGCAACCAAGACUCUUCGUAUACUGUCAAAGUUGAAAACUCAGCAUCUUCUCGAAACAUUUCUGCCAUUCGACCUGGAACAGACUUUCUCAUCUGCGUUUGUACUCACGCUCAUGACUUCCAUUCCAGGCCUUCACGACCGAGAGGGCAACAAUAUGAAGGAUGCCUUCGAAAUCCUGGACACGAUGAUUGCUCGUGGCAACGUCGUUGCUCGAUUCCGGAAAGAGGAGCUAGAAAAGCUGCAAGAAAUACUUCGUUUGGCACAGUCGCAGGUUGAAGGGCCGGUAGCAGCAUCCGAAAGAAAUGAGAGACAUUUACUUAUGAACUCAGGCGGAGGUUCGGAGAAUGGGCUUCCCCAGGACCGUGGUCCAGCCACCGGCAGCACAGCAAAUGGUCUAGCAUCCGAGCAAAUGUUGUCAAUUGCGGGACUGCUAGACUGGGAACCGAACAUGUCUUUGUUUGGCGACGAUCAGCUUGCGGGAAGCUGGCUAUGGACAGAUACGAUUACGCAAGACUUCGACUUCGGUGGGUGCCUCCUAUGA
Messenger RNA from Colletotrichum siamense, 2022 nucleotides. It is a transcript of the gene PUT3-5, whose product is annotated as Proline utilization trans-activator. Gene Ontology annotation, molecular function: DNA binding; zinc ion binding. The record is from RefSeq and is a predicted model, not a curated record. The transcript is spliced from 9 exons. The coding region runs from base 1 to 2022 and encodes 673 amino acids. NCBI's taxonomy places the organism in Eukaryota, Fungi, Ascomycota, Sordariomycetes, Glomerellales, Glomerellaceae. Gene Ontology annotation, biological process: DNA-templated transcription.